Molecule: messenger RNA, 615 nt
Organism: Amoebophrya sp. A25
Lineage: Eukaryota; Dinophyceae; Syndiniales; Amoebophryaceae
Source: the annotation of a GenBank genome assembly
GUUGUAGUAGACGACAGAGGGAAAAGAACCGUCAGAAUACUUUCGGUGUACGGAGUGUCCGCGCCCGGUUUGCUCAAAAUGUCGCUCAGAAACAGACUAUCCACAGGAAUAGGCCAUCUCGUUGUAGCGUUCUCUGUGUUUACUGCUGCGAUACGAGUUUCAAGCCCUGGGGGCGACAGUCCUGUGCCGAGCGUUGUGCUACCGAUCGUAAGUCGAGGUGGCAGCGUCGUUGUGCCGUCAAGAGCGCGAGCGACGACGACUGGAAGGAGUCUUAGUUCGAGCGCUGGCGAUACCCUUCGGCCAGCCACAACGAGUGGUCCACGCGCGACCGCCGGUGUUUCGAGGAACCUCAGCGAGUCAACCAUUAGUGGAGUUCGUAGUCCGAUUCAGGUCGCACUCGUAGCUCGUGGAACUGAAAGCCCCGUCGAAGGACGUAGUCCUCAGUCGGUUGUUUCGAGGAGUCCUGUUGUUCAAAGUACACCCAAUGGAGGUCCUGGAAGUACUGCGCGUCGCGCCUCCCCGUCUGACCUUCCAGCGCCAGACCAGAGCAGCAGUAACCGCUUUGCCAGUUGCCCUCCGCAUAACGUGGUUACACGAGGACCUGGCGGACACGAG